UAUAAUAUCAUUUCAUAAACAUAUAGUUAGGUAGGUAUCCUUAAAGUUAUACCCAUACUAAAUUAUAUGAUUACCUGUAGGUAUAAUUUCAAUUUCUAACUUACUAGAUAGGUACCUACCUAAGUAUUUUGUUCCUGGGUCAAAGUAAAAUAUAAUUCGUGUUCAGUAGGUAUAAGAAAGUAAAUUUAAGUAUAUAAGCUCCCACCAUCCAUUAUAAUCAACCUUUAUAAUUAUAGCUAUUGAGUAGGUAUACCCACAAUUUAUAAAACAAUAUAUAAUUGGCUCGACAAACGAAAAAAACUUCGGACGCGUAUCCAUGACACGAAGACACCUAUUCUAUAUGUACCUAUACAUAUUCACUCAUUCAAUCUAACCAAACAAUUAUUUGUUCAUGCCUGGUUUUCAACCAUCCAAUAGUUCUCAUCUUGUUGCCGAGACCGUCACCGUCUGGAUUUUCACUAACUAAUCGUCGUCUUUUAAUACUAUUGUAUCCAUACAAAAAAUCAAAAUUGUUGUAAUAAAACGUUUACGGACCAAAUGUCAACGGAAAACGAAGAUCUGGUGGCAACCACUGCGUCUGAAGCUUCUCCUGAGGAUACGUCACCCAAACAAUCAUCGCCGACCGUCGACUUAGGAGAAAAGAAACCUUUGGCGGUCGAACCGCUGACCGUUUUCUCGGACGAAUCGUACGCGUGCGACCGGCAAUACGCGAUUGUGCUCGCGCAACUUGUGUCGGUCAAAGAACGGCUCAAAGUUUACACGUGGAUCGAAAGGAUGGACACGAUGAAGGACAGCGACGAUAUGCGUGAAGAACGUGACCUAUAUUUGAAAUUUUUAACCGUGUCGCUGAAUAACGGAAAAUUGGUUCCACCGUUUACCAAGGAUCCGCCAGCGGGACUGCGCCCGCUCAGUACCAUCGUGCCAAGGUCCGUUUACAAUUUUAUCUUCAAAGGAAAAUACAUCAAUGCCGAUUGCACCUUCCGUACCAAGGAGAUCGUGGAUCACAAGUACAGUCCACCCUCCGAGGUUGAGCCUAGCCAGUUUUUUGCUCGACAGCCAGUGCCGCACAACGGUGACGUCGUGUACGCCGCCGCGUUUAGCACCAAAAAAUGAAACGAAAUGAAAACACAAACUUAAUCAUAUUCUAGUUGUGUGUCUUUUAAUAAUAUCGUGGACAAAAUAGACUUGUUUCGUUAUGAUAUA
This is a messenger RNA of Acyrthosiphon pisum (pea aphid), 1203 nucleotides long. RefSeq lists its product as uncharacterized. The record is from RefSeq and is a predicted model, not a curated record. The coding region runs from base 538 to 1113 and encodes 191 amino acids. The transcript is spliced from 2 exons. NCBI's taxonomy places the organism in Eukaryota, Metazoa, Arthropoda, Insecta, Hemiptera, Aphididae.